UGGGAUGGUGGUGUUGGUGUCGUGGAUGGUGGCGUUGGUGUCGUGGAUGGUGGCAUUGGCGUCGAGGAUGGUGGCGUCGGCGUCGUGGAUGGUGGCAUUGGCGUCGUGGAUGGUGGCAUUGGCGUGAAAGCUGGUGGUGGUGCGAGUGCUGGGCGCACAAAGAUAGGCGCUGGCGACUCUCGUCUCCUCAAGUUCCUCUUUCCUCCUUCAUCUCUAUACCAUCCCUUCUCCCUUCCUCGAUUCUCUUGUCCUUUCGUCUUCGCGUGUCGUCCGCGUGUGUUUGCAUCGCGUCAACACUUGUUGACGCGUUUCGG
Messenger RNA from Suillus plorans, 314 nucleotides. RefSeq lists its product as uncharacterized. The annotation marks the transcript as partial. The transcript is spliced from 2 exons. The record is from RefSeq and is a predicted model, not a curated record. Lineage: Eukaryota; Fungi; Basidiomycota; Agaricomycetes; Boletales; Suillaceae.